AUGAUGAAUGGAUCACAGAAUCAGAAUUGGGGUGAAGGUGAAAGUUCCAGUUCAACUUCGCUUAGUAGUCAGCGUGAUGUUGAGGAUGAUCGGAUGAUUGCUCUUGUGUUAUCGGAAGAGUAUGCCAAAUUAGAUGGGGCAGUUGGUCGGCGUCUUUCCAACUUGGAACCUGUUCCUCAUGUGCCCCGCAUAAAUUCCUUCUUCCCUACCAUGAACGAUGCAAGUAUGGAUCACCAGCGUCUGCUGCAGAGGUUGAAUGUUUAUGGUCUUUGUGAAGUUAAAGUAUCUGGAGAUGGAAAUUGUCAGUUCCGUGCACUUUCAGAUCAGCUGUACAGGUCACCUGAACACCACAAGCAUGUUCGUAAAGAUAUUGUAAAACAGCUCAAAGAUCACCAUUCCUUAUAUGAAUGCUAUGUCCCAAUGAAGUACAAACGAUAUUACAAGAAAAUGGCUAAAUCUGGAGAAUGGGGGGAUCAUAUUACCUUACAGGCAGCUUCUGAUAAGUUUGCAGCUAAGAUAUGCCUUCUGACAUCAUUCAGGGAUACUUGUUUCAUCGAAAUUAUGCCAUUGUACCAAGCACCACAGCGCGAAGUGUGGUUGAGCUUCUGGUCUGAGGUUCAUUACAAUUCACUUUAUGAAAAUCGAGCUGCACCAAUCCAGCAUAAACCAAGGAGAAAACAUUGGUUGUUCUAG
Messenger RNA from Vicia faba (fava bean), 693 nucleotides. The record is from the annotation of a GenBank genome assembly. Lineage: Eukaryota; Viridiplantae; Streptophyta; Magnoliopsida; Fabales; Fabaceae.